Arabidopsis arenosa is the source of this 715-nucleotide messenger RNA. The record is from the annotation of a GenBank genome assembly. Lineage: Eukaryota; Viridiplantae; Streptophyta; Magnoliopsida; Brassicales; Brassicaceae.
AUAAGAUUUCCCACACAAUUGAGUAUUUCUUAAUAUCAAAACCCUAGCAAAUUCGUUAGUCUCUUUCGAACUCUCUAGUCACUUUAGUCAAUCGCCGAUUUCCAUAAGAUCCGACUCACAGUUGAGGAAAAUGGGGGUCACGUCAUCGUCAUCCAAGGGGAUUGCCGACGAGCUCAAUAUGCGAAGCGACCAAUUCCCGUGGGAGAAAAUUGUCUACACGAAUCUGGAAGACAGGCCGGAGAAACAGAGAAUUUACUUUCGAGCGACUAUGGAAGCUGCUGUAGACGGGCUGUGGAGGGAGCUCGACGCUUUAUUACCGCCGAAAGUGGGAGAGUCAUCAACUGAUCAACCAAAGGAAGGUGAUACAGAGAAGGACGACGAACUACUUGUUGAGCGGUUGUGCGAAUUCAUGAAAGGAGGUGAUUGCAAAGAAUCAUUUAAGACUUUAGAAGAUUGCGUGAAGGAAAGUGGUAGUGUUUUAAAGUGUACUAAACAACUCCCGAUGCUAAUCAAGUGUGUAGAUGCUCACUCUGAUUACUAUAAGCCCAUUAUCGCCCUGGGGGAAUCUACUGUGGAACAGUUGGCCAAGGAUGUCAAAGCCUUCGUCCUCUCGCAAAAGGAACCGGCUGCGAGGGAUGAUUGAGGGGAUUUUGGUAAUUUUUCUGGUUUACGGGAACAUCAGCAUUGGAUUUGGGAAUAAUAUUAGCGGCAUUGU